This is a messenger RNA of Labrus mixtus (cuckoo wrasse), 4288 nucleotides long. RefSeq names its product FKBP prolyl isomerase 5 (gene fkbp5). The transcript has 11 exons. Gene Ontology annotation, molecular function: protein binding; peptidyl-prolyl cis-trans isomerase activity. The coding region runs from base 340 to 1710 and encodes 456 amino acids. The record is from RefSeq and is a predicted model, not a curated record. NCBI's taxonomy places the organism in Eukaryota, Metazoa, Chordata, Actinopteri, Labriformes, Labridae.
UCGCUCUCUCUCUCUUUUUCUGCCUCUCUCUCACCAGUGUCAUUUCCAAGUCUGAGAUCCAUGUGGCUACUGCACCGGCACGUUUAUCGUCAGCAGAGGGGAUAAGGGAUAAAGGGGGGGUGAGAAAAAAAAGGGCAAAAACAGCGCUACAUAGUAAGCACAUGUGCAGAACAUUUAGUACCCUGGAUGAUACGAGAUGAGAGGGGUGGCUUGAAUUAGGAGGAAUACGACGCGAUUUAAAGUCUACCGACAGGAUUUCCAACCGGUCACUGGCCGUUUUUUUUGGAAAAACCUUAAAACAGGAUCUCAAGUGCUGCUGUGUGAUGCCCACAUGCAGAAAUGACCACUGAUCAGGAUCUACCUAUGGACGGCCAGGCGGCCACAGCCAUGUUUGCUUCAAAGGGCAUCGAUGUAACAACAAACAAAGACCAAGGCGUUAUCAAGGUUGUGAAGCGUCAGGGGCUGGAUGGAGACCGGCCGAUGAUCGGGGACAGAGUAACUGUUCACUACUCCGGGAAACUUCUGAAUGGGAAGAAGUUUGACUGCAGUCGAGACCGCAAAGAACCUUUUUGCUUCAAUGUGGGCAAAGGACAAGUUCUGAAGGCCUGGGAUGUUGGUGUGUUGUCUAUGCACAGAGGAGAGGUGUGCACGUUCCUAUGUAAACCUGAAUACGCUUACGGCAUCGCCGGCAACCCUGACAAGAUUCCUUCCAACUCUCCGGUAGUGUUUGAGAUGGAGCUGCUCAAGUUUGAAGGAGAGACGCUUACAGAUGACAGCGGCAUUCUGAGAAGAAUAAAAGUCAAAGGAGACGGGUACACUAAUCCAAAUGAUGGAGCAAGUGUUGACGUGCACCUGGAGGGAAGCUGUGGCGGUCGGUUGUUUGACUGCAGGGACGUCAGCUUCAUAGUGGGUGAGGCUGAAGACAAAGGUGUCCCUCUCGGCGUGGAUCGAGCCAUGGACAAGAUGCAGAAAGGAGAGUGCUGCCUACUUUAUUUACAACCAAAGUACGGCUUUGGAAGCGAAGGUAAACCGGAGUACAAAAUUGGACCAGACAAAGAAAUUGUGUACGAAGUUACCCUCAAAGACUUUAAAAGGGCGAAAGAAUCCUGGGAAAUGGACUUGAACGAAAAGCUGAGUCUGGCUCUUGGAGUGAAGCAUAAAGGGAAUCAUUAUUUUAAGUCCGGGCGGUAUCAGCAGGCAGUCAUCCAGUACCAGCGCAUCAUUUCCUGGCUAGAAAUGGAGUGUGGUACUGGGAUAGAGCAGCAGAAGAGGAUACAGGACUUUCUCCUGACGUCUCACCUCAAUUUAGCACUGUGUUUCCUGCGGAUGAAAGAGUUCUCACAGGUGGUGGAGAACUGCAACAAGGUAAUAGAGCUGGAUGAAAACAACGAGAAGGCUUUGUAUCGUCGUGGGGAAGCCCGUCUCCUUCGUAACGAGUUCAGCCUGGCCAUGGCAGACUUUCAGCAAGUGCUCCAAGUCAACCCCUCAAACCGGGCAGCUCGCGCUCAGAUUUCCAUCUGCCAAAGCAAGAUUAAGGAACAUCAUGAGCAGGACAAGAAAACCUACGCAAACAUGUUCCAGAAAUUUGCAGAAUCUGAUGCCAAGACUGGGAAGACGAGGAGGAGGCGGGACGAGAGCUUGAGGAGCAGCAUGAACGGUGAAGUGGGCACUAAACGACGACGGAGGAGUCAAGACUGUCCUUCGUAUUGACGCUUUGAAGGGAGGGAGAAAAAAGAAGCCUGUCUUGCCACUUGCUUUCUAAGCCCUGAAAGAGAAGUCAGGGACAACGUUGUUCAAGGCCUGAAUCCAAACCUCUUUCUCCAAAUCCAACGUUACCAUUCCUGCAUUUAAAGCAGAGGUUAAGCGGGGACAUUUGCAAACCGAACAGCAUUUCUCCUGUCUCACCCACUCUACAACUGCCAGGACUAAACCUCCAGUGGAUUUAUCACUGCAGACUCAAUGAGUUGAGAUCGUCCAACACUUCAAGCCCCAGCUUUGUGUUUUGAAAAUGUUUUAAUUUAUUUCUUCAAAAACACAGAGAAAUUCCAUUUUAUCUGUCAACAGGCUGCUGUGUAGAGCUGAGAUGUGCCUCCACAGUGUGUUUCUAACUCCAAAACUGUGCUCUGACUUGUAUUUUAUAUUAAGCAUUUUCUUGGGCAGCUGCAUGCAUGUGUCAUGAGGUGUUUGGGAUUCAGACUUGAAACUUUGCAAAUUUUUUCAUGUGCAAUAUGUACUUUGUAACAAGUCUUUAAACUAGCUUUGGAUCAUAAAAGAAACCAUUCAUAAUGUUAGACAGCCUGCUUUCAUUCACUGGGAAACACUGAAAAUACAGAAGAGGUUCAAGUAAUACGAUCUCAGGACUCACAAUGAAUGAAAACUUCUCCAAAUGUUAUAUUUCAAUAUUGUCAUAAAUCACCCAUAUGCCAAAGCAAGCUCAAGUUUCUUAUAGACAAAGGCAAAUAGAGGAAUCUGAAAGAACAAAAGCGAAGAUAACACACUAGGUCCAACCUGGAAAAUUCACAAUUACGGUCACUGUAUCAGUUCCUGCUAGUUAUCACUGAUUUAAUCAGAGAAUAAAUUGUUACAUUUAACUAACACCUACAAAGAUGAACUGGUACAUUUGGAAAAAAAAAAUAUAUAUAUAUAUAUAUAUAUAUAUAUAUAUAUAUGACAGAGCCUAAACUGUGGUGAAAGAAGGAAUAUAAUUCAAAUGUAAUCCCUCGUUUUGAGGUUGUUUACAUGAAUAAGGCCACUUCCAUGCAGUUAAUGAUUUAUCCACAGAUAUAUGCAUCAUGAGUCCUGAAAAAUUGGUUCAAAUGUUGUGUCUUAUUCAUUUGAAACAUCACAGUACAAGCAGAUAUUAUAAGAAGCCUGAUUACAUGACGUUUAUGGGCUGAUAACAGUUGAAUCAAGUGGCAGCUGCAGAAGCAUAAAUAAGAUAUAUUUAAAUGUAUCAGCGCCUCAGCUUCAGUAGAAUUUAGUGACUCAUGACUUUCUUCUUAUCUUGUACUCACUGUAUGUUUAUCACCUAAUUGCAUGAGCAUCAUAUCGGCACAGUCAUCAGCAAACACAAGACCUUAGUUCAACUGUUAUACAAAUGCAGGAUCUUUUCUCCUGACUGCCAUAAAACUAUAAUUAAAACUUCCUUAAAAAAAAAAGAAAAAGCCAGUUAUGAUCAUAAAAUCACCCUGUUCCCACUUUUGUGUCUGGCGGAGCAGAUGUGCAACAAUAGGUUUGACUUUGUGAGUACGAGCGGGACAAGGAUGUAAACUCAAAUUAAGCUUUAAAAUCUACAGAACCGCAGAUUGGACAUGAGACUGGACAAAUGACACCAAACUUUCAGCUCUGGUCAUGUGAUGAACUAUUUCAUUUGACAUCUGUGUAGAUCUUCUUGCCUCAAAACUCUCUCUCAAUUUCCCUGCAUCUUCUUGUUAUCAUUUUGAAAUGUGUGAAAGUUAGUGGCUAGUCAACAAUGCUGCACUGUGAUGACCGUGCAAACCAACACUGUUCUUUUGUUAUGAACUGUCCGGAUGAAAUCCUGACAAUAAUCUGUAGAUGUUUUAAAAACAUUGGUUGGUUCAGAAUGAAAACCUUAGCUGUCUUAAAUAUUUCAUGUAAAAAAAAAGAAGAAAAAAAACAAUGUGUAUGUGCAUGAAUGUAUGAGUGUAUGUGUAUGUGUGUGUGUGUGUGUGUGUGUGUGUGUGUGUGUGUGUGUGUGUGUGUGUGUGUGUGUGUGUGUGUGUGUGUGUGUGUGUGUGUGUGUUGACAUACUGUAUUUGGUUAUAUGUUAGCAAGGUUUUUCAACAGCUUGUUGCUAAAUGUUUUCAAGUACUGCUGGCUCUUUUUGUACAGUGGAAAUGAGCAUGAAGUACUUUUUUUUCUAGCAGUUAUAAAAUUGUAUUUAAAAUAUACUGAAUAUUUAUCCCCUCAUGACAAGUACAGAAAAAGUGUCAGGCAUUCAUUAUUGAAAAACUUCAAAUUUGCAAUUAAGAGGUAUAAGUGGAACAAUUUUGACAUUAAAAUGACUGAUAAAAUGCGGCUGGUUAAAUUGCAAGACAACCACAGAGAAAUUGGUUUUAAUCAGAAGUGCUGUGUCAUUUAAAUUGUUUACAUUUGUUGUAAGACUUUUGCCCUGUAAAGCAAAUUGUGAUCAAUAUUUUAAACUGGCAUUUGUGCAAAAGAAAUAUUUUCAAACAAAACUAACUACAUGAGGUACCUUUGUUUAUGUCUUCUUUAUAUAUAUUUUUUUAAGUUUUUGCACUUUAAAAGCAUUAAAUAUUAUCCAAGA